CUUUGGUUUGAUUUUCCAUUUUGCACAUUUUCCCGCCAGACAUCCCAUCCCUCGACAACCGACGACCAUCCCCCCUCCAACAACGAUUGCUCUGGUGAUUCAGUAACUCAUCAGACACCGCAAUCAUGGGUAUCUCUCGCGACUCUCGUCACAAGCGCUCCGCUUCCGGUGCCAAGCGUGCCUACUACAGGAAGAAGCGCGCUUUCGAGGCCGGCCGCCAGCCCGCGCAGACCCGUAUCGGCGCCAAGCGCAUCCACACCGUGCGCACCCGCGGCGGCAACCACAAGUACCGCGCCCUGCGCCUCGACAGCGGCAACUUCGCGUGGGCCUCGGAGGGCACGACGCGCAAGACCCGUGUCAUCGCCGUCGCCUACCACCCGUCCAACAACGAGCUGGUCCGCACCAACACCCUGACCAAGUCCGCCGUCGUGCAGAUCGACGCCGCCCCCUUCCGCCAGUGGUACGAGGCCCACUACGGCCAGCCCCUCGGCCGCAGGAGGCAGGCCAAGCAGGGCAAGGAGGAGGAGCCCGUCAAGAAGAGCAAGUCCGUCGAGAAGAAGCAGGCCGCACGCCUGGCCGCCCACGGCAAGGUCGAGGCCGCCAUCGAGAAGCAGUUCGAGGCCGGUCGCCUCUACGCUGUCGUCUCCUCCCGCCCCGGCCAGUCCGGCCGCUGCGACGGCUACAUCCUCGAGGGCGAGGAGCUCGCCUUCUACCAGCGCAAGCUCCACAAGUAGACGGUUGGCCCCCGUGCCGCGGUGUCGGGGUUGCGAGAGGACAGCAGCAGGAUGGCAAGGGUAGCUUAGCGAGGUGGGGAUACCACCGCCACCUCCACCAGGCGAAAUCGGAUUUCGGUGUUCUACGGAUCGGCUGCCCUUAUGAUGAGACGGUGGCUAUGAUACCUGUGCUGCACAUGCUCAGCAGUGUGAGAUGCCCGCUUCUUGGUCGUUUUUCAUUCAAGGUUCAAUUUGCAUUGGGACGGGAAAAGGGACACAAUCAAAAAAGAAAGGAACAAAAUGCCUUUACGUGCACAAUGAACAUCCGGUCCAUCCUGCCAG
Molecule: messenger RNA, 1055 nt
Organism: Diaporthe batatas
Lineage: Eukaryota; Fungi; Ascomycota; Sordariomycetes; Diaporthales; Diaporthaceae
Exons: 3
Coding region: 126-734 (202 amino acids)
Biological process (GO): maturation of SSU-rRNA from tricistronic rRNA transcript (SSU-rRNA, 5.8S rRNA, LSU-rRNA); translation
Cellular component (GO): ribosome; cytosolic small ribosomal subunit
Molecular function (GO): structural constituent of ribosome
Source: RefSeq, a predicted model, not a curated record